Trichomycterus rosablanca is the source of this 3899-nucleotide messenger RNA. It is a transcript of the gene fam114a1, whose product is annotated as family with sequence similarity 114 member A1. The record is from RefSeq and is a predicted model, not a curated record. NCBI's taxonomy places the organism in Eukaryota, Metazoa, Chordata, Actinopteri, Siluriformes, Trichomycteridae. The transcript has 13 exons. The coding region runs from base 87 to 1829 and encodes 580 amino acids.
CGAGCGCUCCGGGCUGCCGACGUGGCGCGAGCCUUUGCCUGGGCGGAAACGGGGCAGCGCGAGCUCACAGCUCUCCACACCGCACCAUGUCACACAAAGAAGAAGCAGAUGUCCUCCCCACUUCUUCUGACCUACAGGCUUUCAAACCAUCUUUGGAUGAACAUACUGCUGUAGGUGAAGCUACUAUAGAAGAGCCUCAUUCCAAUCCUUCACCCGCAUCGGGCACAGCAGAACCCGAGCUAAACAAUGAGGAUGCAGAAGAUCAUAAACCAGGUACUGAGCCCUCAGAAGCACAACAAGACCAACUACAGAACAAUGCUGGUGAUCAGGAGAUUGAAUGCAAUGAAUCAGUGAGUUUGGAACCGGACAUUGCUGAAGGGCAGGAGGAGCCCUCAGAGAAGAAUCCAUCUAAAGGUUGGGGUGGUUGGGGUUCCUGGGGCAAGUCUUUGCUUACCACCGCCACCUCUACAGUGGGUCAGGGAUUAAGCUCAGUUCGGGAGAAAGCGGGCGUGGCAUUGCGGAUACGCAGUGUAUCAUCGUGUGAGGAAGCUGAUGAAGUUGAAGUUCCUCAUGAGGAGAAGCAGGAAGACUUGGUGGGAGAGUCCGACAGCCCAACACAAAGAGGAGUGUUCUCCUCUAUCUCCAACGCUGUCCAAAACACAGGGAAGUCUGUGCUGACCGGAGGACUCGAUGCGUUGGAGUUUAUUGGGAAGAAGACGAUGACGGUAUUAGCAGAGAGUGACCCAGGCUUUAAGAAAACCAAAAUCCUGAUGCAGAGGACCGUCUCGCUCUCACAGAUGCUAAAGGAAGCUAAAGAGAAAGCACGUGAGAGGUUGAGCAGUCAGACAGUGUGUGAACCCGCAGCUCAUUAUGGCAUCCUGUUUGAUGAUUAUCAAGGUCUGUCUCACCUGGAGGCUCUGGAGAUACUGAGCAGCGAGAGCGAGGGACGGGUUCAGGAGGCUCUUGCUGCACUUGAGGGCGAGCAGCUGGAGCUUCUAAAGAAAGAGCUGAUGGAGAUUAAGGUGAUCUUUGAGUCGAGGGAGCAGGAGAAUCAGCAGGAGGAAGGAAAUGAGACGGGAACCGAGGGAAACGGUGAACUUUAUUCCCACAUUCGCUCUUUCAGCCCACUCUAUGCGGAUGGGGAGGAGUUUGUCAGUGUUCUUACCGAGCUGCUGUUCGAGCUGCAUGUUGCUGCCACACCUGACAAAUUCAACAAGGUUCUAAAAGCCAGAAUGAAAGCCUAUGAUUGGAUGAAGGAGGUUGAGAAUCCGGUUGCUGCUGAGAGAACAGAAGAAAUGGUGGAAGAGAAAGAGGAGAAGCUGGAAUCUUCACUUACAGAACAAAAGGAAACUGGAGAAGAACAAGAAGAAGAAAAGAGAGAAGAGAAAAACAUUGAGGAGGAAAACGUGGAACACAGAGAGACUGACCAGGUCGAGAGUGUGUAUCUGUCCUCGAUAAGGAGUCUGGCCGAGAUCACCGCUCGCAGUAUAGAGCAGCUCCAUAAAGUGGCUGAACUCAUUCUACAUGGUCAGGACGUGGAGAAACCAGCAUCUCAGCAGGCCACCAUUCUGUGCAGGUUAACCUGCUCUAUGUGUAAGGAGGUGGACUGUCUGACGCACAGGUUCUCCGAGACCCUCAUCACUGUGGGGAGUCAGAGAAAAGCAGAAGAUCUGAAUCCUCUGGUGGACAGCGUCACACUGGAGGGGUCUAACAGCACCACGUACAUCCAGAAUGCAUUUCAGCUGCUGCUGCCCGUUCUGCAGAUCUGCCACAUUCAGACCUGCAGAACCCAGACUAGAAGUGAACCAGAACUAGUACCUACAGACUGACCUUCUCGACCCGAGUGUGUGUAUGUGUGAGACUGUGUGUGUACUGUACGAGCCGCUUUAAAGAAGUGCAAUUUGUUGCAAGUACGUAUCAUUGUACAGCAAAACUACAUUUAGAUCAGAUUGUUCAGAAAUUUAUACAUAGAGCUUCACUGAUUAACUUAUUUAGAUGUUAUAAGCAGUUAUAAUAAUACAUAACAGUACGUGUCUGUUUGGUUACCAGCCAUGUUGGGCUUAGCGUGUCUGAUUUGAGUUAGGUAACGGCAUUAAUCAUCCUCUAUAUACAUUUCAAUAUCAGAAUGUGUGCUCGGGUGACGUGCCGGUCUAUUACACACCACUGAAAAGACCAGAUUUAAAGUCUUAGUUGUGUCAGUCCUGGUCGAGUGCUUAGUAGACAUAAUUGACUGUGUCUGAGGGAGGGGAGGUCAAAGAGACAUGUCCAUGCCACUGUAAGAGACUAUUACUGUCCGGCAGAGGCCUGACACAAGUGAUGGAGGUCUACACAGUGAUGGAAGUUUACAGUCACAAGUGCAAUAGGGAAUCGGCUAUGAAACAAUGAGUGGUGAAAAUUCAUACCUUCAACCUAUUUGAAUAAAGUAAACCAUUUAUAUAUGCUUAUAAGAGACAACUGUUAAAGGCAUCUGAUUUCAUUGACACUGUCCGCAGUCAAGCAAUCUUUACACCACUAAAGGUUGUCAUGCAAGAAAAAAGUCCCAACGUUCUGGUAUGUGAUCAGCAAACAACUAUAUACACUGUAUAUACUGAUUACAUUUGAGGUGGGUAUAUUUCCUGCUCACGCCUCCUCCAACCCGUGCACAGUCCUUAGCGGACCCCUUCUUUUCACCCAUGUAUUCUGCACAGGCACCUCGAUCAGCUAAUUAGGGUCCCCGAGCACACAUUCUGAGGGCAGUGAUAGCUCAGUGGUUAAGGUACUGGACUUGAAAUCUAAAGGUUGCCGGUUCAAGCCCCACCACCGCCAAGUUGCCACUGUUGGGCCCCUGAGCAAGGCCCUUAACCCUCCACUGCUCAAAAAUUGUGUUCAGUCAUAACUGUAAGUCGCUUUGGUUAAAAGUGUCUGCCAAAUGCUGAAAAUGUAAAUGUCCCUGCACAGCGUUUGAAGACCCCACCCACAUAGUCCGCCCAUCCCACCCAGCAGACACAGUGGCCAACUAGUGUCUGCUGCAGGCAUCGCCAAUCAUGCCCGCUAGAUGACGCCCAGCCGAUUGGUGGCAGAGCCGAGUUUCGAACCGAGGAGUUCAGAAUCUUGGUGCUGGUGUACUAGCGGAAUAUCCUGCUGCGCCACCUGGGUGCGGAUGUAUAUUUUUGACUCUGAUUUUCAAAAAACCAAAGUGAAUUAAUUUUUUGGGACGGAAAAUUUGUCAUCCAGUCAAAAAGUUUCAGAGAUCAUUUCAUUCAAAACUGCCAAAAAAAUAAUUUAAUACAUGAAGCACACGUCCCCUACAAGAGUAUGUAAAAUCUUAAACCUCAUCUGUACCUGCACAGACUACAUUCAGCUGAAUACUGAAAAAUUCUCCCUGAAAAUGUUUUGCCUGUUUGCACUAUUGCCCUAAAGGUGUGAAAACACAAUAACAGCCAGAGGCAUGUUGACGCCUGACCAUGAGCUUGUUGGACAUUGCAUUCCAAAACCUUGGGCAUUAAUACGGGGUUGCCUCUCCCUUCCCUGCUUGCCGCUGUAUUCCAAUAAAUUUCUGCCUGUUGAGUGUAAGGUCACACACAGGGAUCAGAUGUUCAGUGGGGUUGAGGUCGGAGCUCUGUGCAGGCCAAACUGCUUUACAGCUAUUUGUAAUGAGUCUGACAUGUUUGAACUCGUGUGUAUUUUUUAAUUAUAAUCUUUUAUUUUUUAUCACUGUUUGAUCUUUGACAUUAAGUACAUUGUUAAAAAAUGUUAAAUUGUCCACAGAAAUGCUUUAGUUUGUUCCCAUUUGUUUUUAUGUUUUUAUGUUUACCAAAAUAUCUUUAACCAAAAGUGAAUAAAUGUCACAAACAAAUGGUUUACUUUAUUCUGUAUUAUUUGUCUAUUCUGUGUUAAUAAAGGAAAGAAAUGAUAAUUAA